Molecule: messenger RNA, 781 nt
Organism: Anoplopoma fimbria (sablefish)
Lineage: Eukaryota; Metazoa; Chordata; Actinopteri; Perciformes; Anoplopomatidae
Gene: stmn3
Product: stathmin-like 3
Exons: 5
Coding region: 42-545 (167 amino acids)
Biological process (GO): neuron projection development; regulation of microtubule polymerization or depolymerization; microtubule depolymerization
Cellular component (GO): cytoplasm; neuron projection
Molecular function (GO): tubulin binding
Source: RefSeq, a predicted model, not a curated record
UGACCAGCACAUUAUCAGCCUACACAGAGAAGAUCAAGGAGAUGUCCAUGCUGUCUCUGAUUUGCUCCUGCUUCUACACACAGCCACAUCCCAACAGCCUCUAUCAGUAUGGAGACCUGGAGGUCAAGGGCCUGAACAAGCGAGCAUCAGGCCAGUCAUUUGAGGUUAUCCUGAAGGAUCAAGACCAGUCCGGGGACAAAAGCCAGCAUCAGCCGCUGCCCUCCCCCCCGAGGAGGGAGGCUUCCCUGGAGGAGCUCCAGAGGAGGCUGGAGGCUGCUGAGGAGAGGAGGAAGUCCCAGGAGGCCCUGUUGCUGAAGCAGCUGGCGGAGAAAAGGGAACACGAGCAGGAGGUUCUCCACAAGGCACGCGAGGAGAACAACAUCUUUAGCAAGAAGACGGAGGAGAAGCUCACCCAAAAGAUGGAGGUCAACAAGGAGAACCGGGAGGCCCACCUCAAUGCCCUCAAACAACGGCUCCGUGAAAAAGAAGUCCACGCCGCGGAUGUGCGCAGGAACAAGGAACUCCAGGCAGACCUCUCGGGCUGAAGACGCUCUCUACGCUCUGGCUGUGGAUGUUACUUUUGAAACUCUUCCGUGUGUCAAAGUGUUCCUAGUCGUGCAGUAUUCACCAAUAUCAUCCCACAGUGCACCUUUCAGGACUCAAACUAGUUAUUCAGCACCAAAUAAUGUCUGUUUCAUUUUUAGGUAAACCACACACAUUUGGAAGUCAGGUACAUAUUCUUAUAUUGCCAAGUACAGCUAAAAUAAAGUCCAAUCCUGAG